This is a messenger RNA of Echinococcus granulosus, 1347 nucleotides long. RefSeq names its product Calcium/calmodulin-dependent 3',5'-cyclic nucleotide phosphodiesterase 1C. Gene Ontology annotation, molecular function: 3',5'-cyclic-nucleotide phosphodiesterase activity. Gene Ontology annotation, biological process: signal transduction. The transcript has 11 exons. Bases 1 to 1347 code for a protein of 448 amino acids. NCBI's taxonomy places the organism in Eukaryota, Metazoa, Platyhelminthes, Cestoda, Cyclophyllidea, Taeniidae. The record is from RefSeq and is a predicted model, not a curated record.
AUGGUUUCUGAGGUAUCGAGACUUGAAUCGCUAAAGCAACUAGUGCAACAAGUCGAAGAUGAUGCUAUCGAGAAGGCGAAUCUCAUUCAAGCCUUGAACAAGAUUUGCACCUCAGUUCACAAUCUCUACAUUGCUCAAAAGCGAGAGAUCCUGGCCAAUGACAGCGAGUUCAGCGAGCUCUUGAACUCCUUCAACGUCGAAGACAGUGGAGGGGGCGGAGGAGGGAAAGGGGAAGGACAGGGGGAGGGGGACUUGCGUGCGGCUAUGGUCUCCAAGGUGGUGCGUUCCUGGCUCGAGACUACCUUUACCAAACAAGCUGCUUGGCAUCAUAACACUAGUGAUGUACCACGCCUCACCUUCAAACAGGCUGCCAUCAAAAUCAAGGCAGGCAUCAAGCUCCACAGAUAUACACAAGUGUUUUAUUUCGCGGCGCUCCUAUCAAAUAGUUUUCUUUUCUUCUUCCAGGAAAGAUUUAAGAAUUGGAGUUUUGAUGUUUUCCAUCUCAACUCUUUAAUUGAGGGGCAUGUCCUGACGUACAUGGGUGUAGAAAUCUUCCAACGACAUCGAAUUUGCGAUCUCUUUAAUAUUCCCUGCAGGGUGUUGGAGGCCUUCCUGUCGCAGCUUGAGCGCGGUUACAGCAAACACGGCAAUCCCUACCACAACUGCAUCCACGCAGCCGAUGUCGUGCACACUUGCAACUCUAUAAUGGAGGGCUCAGGUCUCACUGAGUUAAUGACAGAGGAGGAAAAAUUUGCCCUGCUAUUCUCCGCACUGAUUCACGACUUUGAACACGCAGGAACUACAAACGCCUACCAGAUAAACAUAAGGUCGCAUUUAGCUCUUCUGUACAACGAUCGCGGUGUCCUGGAAAAUCAUCACAUCAGCGCGGCCUAUCGAGUCACCCAACUUCCAGCAUUCAACAUUUUUGUCAACGUUCCCCGGAGCAAAUUCCAGGCGAUACGGCAGCUCGUGAUUGAGAUGGUCCUCAACACGGACAUGUCACUGCAUUUCUCUCAAAUCAAAGUGGUCAGUAAACUUCUCAAACUACCCGAACCGAUUGAAAAGCCUAAAGCAUUCUCGUUACUGUUACAUGCAGCGGACAUUUCUCACCCAACCAAGUGCUGGGAUUUGCAUGAAAGAUGGACAUACUUGCUUGUUGAAGAGUUCUUUAAUCAGGGGGAUCGUGAAGCAGCCUUAGGUCUCCCUUGUUCACCUUUAUGCGACCGACAUACAACAAUGGUACCUGAAAGUCAAGUCGAAUUUAAGUGGAUGGAGCAGCUUCAAGAAAACAGAACAAUCUGGGAGGCACGAGCUAGGCAAUAUGCAGCAGAAAACCCGAUUCCUUAA